AUGUAAUAAUAGAAAUAGUUUACGUGUUAAGAUAUUGAACACGAAGGAGAAGAUAUUUAAGGAUUUUGCUUAAAUUUGGGAUGCUAAGAUUCAAAACCUUAGUUCUGUCUCUAAUGUGGUGUUGAUCCUAUAAAACAUUCUAAUUGCAAGAAGGACUUAAAAGGAUUUGGUUAAAUUUCUAGUUUUAUUACGAAAUUCAAUUAGAAUAUACUUGAUUUAACAACCUAAUUGGAUAAAUCAUUUACAUAAGUCAAACAGAAAUAUGAAGAAUUUUCAAAAUAAUUAGAGAAAAUGAAACUAUAAUUACUUAAGAUAUCUCAAUAUUUAAAUUAAUAAGAUUAUAAUUAAUUGAAAGAAAAUUUAUAAUUAAUUAAGGAGGCCUACCAAUAUUUAAAUAAUUAAGAGGAGAUUAAGAAGUAGAAUUAAAUUGGUAUUUUUAUAAUUGUAAUAUUUUUAGGAACACAAUUAAUUAAUAUUAAACAAAUGAUUGAAGCUUGGGAUUUAAAUAAAAUAUAAUAAUAAACUCAAUAUAUAGAUCAUUAAAACAUACUCUAGUAAGGUAUUUAUUUUUUUUAUUAAAUUAGGAUUAUAAUUACUUAAUUAAUAAAAAUGGUAAUAAGCUAAUGAAUUUUUAAUAAACAAUAUAAAAGAUUUGGAGAAACAAUUAUCAUUUGCAAAAUUCUUUUAAAGUACUUUUCAAAUUCAUCAAAUAAUUUAGGUAUUUCUUUAAUAGAAAUGA
This is a messenger RNA of Paramecium primaurelia, 739 nucleotides long. The record is from the annotation of a GenBank genome assembly. NCBI's taxonomy places the organism in Eukaryota, Ciliophora, Oligohymenophorea, Peniculida, Parameciidae.